Molecule: messenger RNA, 534 nt
Organism: Rhodotorula toruloides NP11
Lineage: Eukaryota; Fungi; Basidiomycota; Microbotryomycetes; Sporidiobolales; Sporidiobolaceae
Exons: 4
Coding region: 1-534 (177 amino acids)
Source: RefSeq, a predicted model, not a curated record
AUGCCCGCUUUCGGCCAGAAACCCAUCGGGCAGCAGGUUGCAGAGGCGCGCGGUCGACCAUCUCAGCCGCUGCCUCAAGCGAGCGAGACGAAGAGCGAGGCCAUCAUGCAGGACGCGCAGGAUCCCUCGUUCGCUCGGAAUCUCGCUGCUCUGGGUCAGGUCAAGGUCCCAGGGAAGGGUGAGCCCACUACACAUCGAACAGACAACCCGAUGCUGGGCAUCCUCGCAGAGCGACAACGGGUUGAGGAAGCGGCCGAACAGAAGGUGCCCGUACGGAACCAGCUGUCGGCCGGCGGUUUGCUCAGCCUCUUCGACGCUCGCAAGAAGUGCACGACGCAGGAGGAGCUCGACAAGGUGUCACGCGAGUACGGGAUGGAGCCUGCGAUGGUCGAGGAGCUUGCGAAGCACAUCAACUCCCCUAGCAUGAGCGGCAUCACGAUUCCCGGCAAGACACCUGACGACGCGGAGCGUCAUCUGGGUAUCUGGGUCGACCCGCCUCUCGGCAAGGCGGAGCCGCCCAAGAUCGCUGCUUGA